CACUCGCUUCGGGCACACAAAGCCGGCCUCUGGCUGCUUCCGCACGACUUCUCAUCCUCCUCCUCCUCCCUCUCUAUAAAAUCUGUCUCUCCCUUUGCUCCCUCCUCUACUACCACUACCUUCUCUACCCACUUAUCCCUACCUGACGCCUUGCUCUCCUUUCUUUGGGGAGGUUGGAUUAAGCUUUCUGAUAUUCUGAGUUCACGGAGGAGGAUGGUUUUGACGUUCAAGGGUUUCGUCCUUCGGAAUUUGUGGAUGGAGAAGCUUCGAUUGGAGAAAAGUUUCCUCUUUUGGAUAUUCCAAAUCUUCAUCUUGAGCAAGGAUCUGUAAAUCUGAAGAGUUUAGAGUUCCACGUGCUCAGCUUUUAGAAGGAUAGUUUCUCCUUGUUUCCUCCUCCUUUUCCCAAACCUCCAAGUGGAUAAGAUGAGUUCUGUCUCGCUGCCACCGGGGUUCCGAUUUCGUCCGACCGAUGAUGAAUUGGUGGGGUAUUACUUGAAGAGGAAAGUCGCUGGACUUAGCAUUGAGCUGGAGAUCAUUCCGGUGAUCGAGCUGUACAAGUACGAUCCAUGGGAUUUACCAGACAAGUCCUUUCUUCCUAAAAGAGAUUUGGAGUGGUUCUUUUUUUGUCCGCGAGACCGUAAGUAUCCUAAUGGCACACGCACAAACAGAGCUACAGGAUCUGGUUACUGGAAAGCCACAGGUAAAGACCGGAAAAUUGCAUGUGAGCCUUCAGUAUAUGGAGUGAGAAAAACCCUUGUGUUCUACCGCGGAAGGGCUCCCGGAGGGGAAAGGACUGGUUGGGUGAUGCAUGAGUAUCGUCUUUGUGAAGAUCUUUAUCAAGGAUCUACCAAUUUUCUGGGAGCUUUUGCGCUGUGCCGUGUAGUCAAAAAAAAUGAUCAUGGGCUGAAAGCUGGUGAUCCUCAUGCAGAAUCCAAAGCUAAAAGAUGUUCCUCUUCUGCAGCUGAAUCUGGCUGUAGAGGAUACAUUGACAAUGUCCUCAGCAUUUCGGAAGAAAAUUGCACUGUGGUCACAAAUGUGUCUGAAAAAAAUGAAGAUUCAACACCCAUAACUUCUCCAGAGACCGGUAGAGAGGUUCAGCUACAGCCAAUAAUGAAAGGCUUCCGGGAAUCACAAAUGGUUGCCAAUGCUUCAAAGACUUCUCCGGAUGAGAGCAUCUCCAAGUCAGUAAUUACUGUUGGUAAUACUAAUGUAACAGAAUCACCCACACCAGGAAAUCUCUCCCCCUCACAUGUCGUCAACUUGAUGGAGGAAGAUUUCAUGGUGGAUGAACUUUCAUGGAGUGGAAGUUUGCCCUCUUUUCCAAGCCCCACGAGUUGCAUGGGAUUUUAUGGCAAUGCAGAAAACAUCACAUUCCAUAGCCUUGAAUUGGAUGUACCAAAACAUCUGAAUGCAUCAUACAGUGGCACUGAGACUUGGAAUCCAGCAGUACCUGCGUCUCUUUGUAGGCAAGCAAGUGAAGGAGAAGAUCUGAGCUUGUGGUUGCAGGAAGACAUCUUGGUGAAGUGAUAUAAUGUAAGGUGUUCUGUUCUAAUGGCCCUAAUAUUAAGAGGCCAUUAGAGACGUUAAUACAGUUGGUUGUACAGGGGCAGCCCUUUCAGGCAAUGCCUUUUAGUGUUUGCACUUGGAGCUACAGUGGUGCCAAGAACGUCUGCAUGGAGGCAACCCAUUCCAAACAUCUGUGCCUGGCGGUGGAAGGAUACAAGAAUUCAUCUGUCUCCUUAGGCAAGAAAUAUGUGUAAUAUGUAUGAUUAGGUUUCAUAGAUCACUGCAGUCAUAACAGGUGGUGAUGUCUCUAAAUGGAUCUACCAUGUAAGCAUGACUGUAACAUCUUUAUUAAAUGGUUUGCUUUGUGUAA
This is a messenger RNA of Musa acuminata AAA Group (dessert banana), 1876 nucleotides long. Its product is annotated as NAC domain-containing protein 71-like. NCBI's taxonomy places the organism in Eukaryota, Viridiplantae, Streptophyta, Magnoliopsida, Zingiberales, Musaceae. Gene Ontology annotation, biological process: regulation of DNA-templated transcription. The transcript has 5 exons. The record is from RefSeq and is a predicted model, not a curated record. Bases 424 to 1527 code for a protein of 367 amino acids. Gene Ontology annotation, molecular function: DNA binding.